AUGGCGGCUCGUCGGGGGAGAACGUGCACGUGUCGGGUUUGCCUAGGGAUCGGAGCAAUUAUCGACGGCACUUUCAGGGUUCUAGAUCUGUACGGAUGGAUGCUGGAUUCUUACAUUGUUGAUUUUUUUCAAGACGACUUGUGGGGGAGAUUACCCAAACCUUGGGCUAGAACCCUGGAGAAUGUAUCGCUGGAGGAAUUGGGGUCGUGGAUUCUGCGCGAGAGGAGCCCUCGGUGUGUCUGGCCAUUAUCACUAAUUGCGCUUCGACAAUUGAUUGAUCAAUUGAGCAUCAAUCGAAAUCCGAGCAAGAGGUCUCCGUUCACCUGCAGUAGCUCCCAAUUAAAUCCUCAUGUGCUGGAAACAUCGGCAUGUGAAGAUAUUGCCAAAGACGAACGGCUCACCAAGUUUCAGAAUUUGUUCAAGAAACACGUGAAGGAGAAGAAGCGCUACGAGAUCGAGAAAUUCUCGGAGAUAGUCGCGAGGUGCAAGCAUUUAUCAAAGUGCAGUUGCAUCGUCGACACUGGCGCCGGGAUCGGCCACUUAGCCCGUGAAUUAGCGUACAAAUAUCACCUACCGGUUAUCUGCAUAGAGCAGGAUAAAUCUCUCUCGGAAUUAGCGGGAAAAUAUGACGAGCAAUUUAUGAAGAAAUUCGAGACCCAUCUACCCGGCUUUUGUGGUGUACCACCCUAUCAUUUGUGCGCUAAAAUUGUCGAUGAAAGUUGUCGAGGCGGAGAAUUGCCAGCAGUGAUUAAAGAAAUAUUACGGGAUUAUUUUUUACAGCAAUCAAAUGACAAUGGUUUUGGUUUGAUUGGAUUGCAUCCGUGUGGUGAUUUAGCAGCGAGAUUGCUCAAGUUUUAUGUUGGACAGGCGAGUGCUAAGUUCAUCAGCGUUGUUGGAUGCUGUUAUAUGAAACUAACCAUCAAUGAGGAUGAGACGGAGAACGCCAAGGGCUAUCCACUGAGCAAAUAUGUAGCGAGGAAUAGUAGCCAUUCACUCAGCUAUGCCGCGCUGGAGGUGGCCUGCCAUGCGGUAGAAAAUUACUGCGAUAAAAUAAAGAAUAAUGAGUAUGAGGAUCUAAAAGUACACGGAUACAGGGCGACACUCGAGAAGAUUCUCAUUGAUAAGGGGGGAAUUGCUAUGCGGCAUGGAAAAGUAGGAAGUGUCAGAGUCAAUAAUCAGAUGAGUUUUGAGGAGUAUUGCAGAUUAGCUACAGAGAAACUUGACGUUAAUAGGCGAAUAAAUAUAUCAGAAGUAAAUCAUGCGGAAGUGGAGAAGUGUUUGACGAAGUGGCGUCAUGUUGUAGCGUUCGAGGCACUGCGAUUCAUGCUAGCACCACUCGUCGAGACUGUUAUUUUGCUGGACAGAUUUUUAUUCCUCUCGGAUAAUAACUUGAAGCCUGUACUGAAGGCGGAAUUCGAUCCCAGAUUGUCACCCAGGAAUUUCGUGCUCACUUCUAUAAAAUAAUUGUUUCUAUUGAUUUUUGUAAUUCUUACA
Molecule: messenger RNA, 1494 nt
Organism: Diachasma alloeum
Lineage: Eukaryota; Metazoa; Arthropoda; Insecta; Hymenoptera; Braconidae
Product: protein RRNAD1
Exons: 4
Coding region: 1-1464 (487 amino acids)
Source: RefSeq, a predicted model, not a curated record